AUGGCUGUAAUCAACCAACCAAGUAGUCAGAUAAAAUUGACUAAUGUCUCUUUAGUGAGAAUGAAGAAAGGGAAGAAAAGAUUUGAAAUAGCCUGUUACCAGAAUAAAGUUCAGGAUUGGAGGCAAAAAAUAGAAAAAGAUUUGGAUGAAGUUAUACAGAUCCCCCAAGUUUUUCAGAAUGUUUCCAAAGGUCAAGUUGCAAACAAUGAGGAUUUAAAGAAAAGCUUUGGGACAACUGACCAAGACAAAAUUAUUCUUGAAAUAUUGGAGAAAGGUGAAAUUCAGUUACACGAAAAGGAAAGGAAUGCUAAUUUACAGCAAAAACAAAACGAAUUCUUAAAUAUAAUAUCUACGAAAUGCAUUAAUCCAAAGACCAAAAAGAUUUACCCUCCUUCCAUGAUUCAAAAGGCAUUAAAUGAAUUUAAAUUUCAUUUAAAUCCCAACAAACCCACUAAACUUCAAGCACUUGAGGCUAUCAAACUUUUGGUCUCCAAACAAAUUUUUCCCAUAGCAAGAGCACAGAUGAAAGUUAAAAUUAUACUAGCCAAUAGAGCCAAGAAGCAGGUAUUUGAAGAGCAUAUCAAGCCGUUGGUUGACAAGACUGAAUCAGAAUAUCAAGACUCUACAACUUAUGAAUGCAUUGGAAUUAUAGACCCUGUCAAUUAUAGAAUUAUUGUAGAUCUCUUUCUGGGCGACAAUUCAAAAGUCAGGAAAGGGGAUGGGUCUAUUGAAGUUCUUGAUAUGGCCGCCAUUAAGGAAGUUUAA
This is a messenger RNA of Priceomyces carsonii, 765 nucleotides long. Its product is annotated as guanine nucleotide exchange factor. Lineage: Eukaryota; Fungi; Ascomycota; Pichiomycetes; Serinales; Debaryomycetaceae. The transcript has a single exon. The record is from RefSeq and is a predicted model, not a curated record. Gene Ontology annotation, biological process: cytosolic ribosome assembly; ribosome biogenesis. Bases 1 to 765 code for a protein of 254 amino acids.